CCUCCCAUUGUAAACUUAGUUAUGUCUAGAACAAGUGGUUAGAAACGAAUAAUAAAAUACUUUCCUGUUGGAAAUUAUUAGGACACCCUCCCAUGCUGAAGUUGUGAAACCACAUUCAAAUACCCCCCCCUAAAUAUCAGUCAUUUCAACCUUAGUGUUGAAGCUCAGUUAUUCAGUACUGUGGCAUCUGUCCAUUGGUUUCUAAAUACGAUUCUCCAUUUACUUUCUUGCUUAUUGAUUUUGCAAUGAGGAAUAUCACAAAUGUUACAUUACACAAUUUACAGAGCAAGUGAUUUUGUUUUUUUAGUAGUUAACACCAGAGUGGGGAGUUCACACUGUGAUCUAAUUAAGCCUUUUCCAUGAACAAAAUUGUAAUUAUUUGGUUUAGUGGUAGUUAACAAUAUUUGGAUUUAGGUUGUUUCCUGUGUUUUUGAUGUUACGAUCGUCACUGCAUUUGUACAGUAGAGAGUUCCUAUCAUUUGGUCAGGGCUAAGUUUCUUGUAGUUAAACCUUCAAAAAAUGCAUGUGAGUGAAGAUCUGUAACUUUGCAGUAUUGCAUAACUUUAUCAGUGUUUAUAACUUAAUUUUACUGAAGUUCAUAAUUAUAUUCAUUGACAUUUUACAUUUGUCUGCCUUCCAGCAGAGAUUGCCAUCAUCUGCAUGAUGAUUAGAGCUUCAAAUUUUACUUUGGGAUCUCAUUGAUAUGUUUUAUUGUGAUCCUAGAGUAAGUCCUCAACUUGUGCAGUAGGUUAUUUUAAUAGAUGGGAGUGACCUAAAUUGUUACUGGGCUUAUGAUUACAUGAAGACUGUGUAGGCUUAUCAGUCAGUCUAACAGCAAGUGAUAAUCUACUUUAACCACGAAAGAAUUAAAUAUGAAGGUUGAGCUCUUUUCAGAAGAGGAGCAGAAUGUUUUUUUGGAUGUCAAGAAAAAUGAAGAAAGAAGUUAUACAUCAUCUUGUAACAAUAGGAAUAGCUGAUUCCUUAGGAGGCAGAUCAUCACAUACCGUUUUGAAGUUCACUGUAGCAAAAGAGAACCAGGAAGAGAACUGUGAUGUAAUAACAGAGAAGACUGAGAACAAAGUUAUUGAAGUGAAAACUGAGCAGCCUGAUGAUCUACUACAAGAUGAAGUUUUUUCCAAGUUCAGUGACAGUGGUGAUGAUAAUAACCUAAACAGUUUAAAAUAUGUUGUUAUUAGUAGGAAAAAAGAAUCUCAAUUUCAAGAGCUACAACAAAUCAAAUCUGGAUUAGAAAGUACAUCUGGUAAGUACAAAAAGGUCUCUUUACAGAACUCUAAAUUCAUUGUACUGUGAUUUUCUGAAUACAAUACACUCCCAAAUAUAAUAUGCACUCUGAUCAUCAUGAACAACCAGUCAAUCUGCCUUAUCAACAUAAAUGAUAUGCACUUAGACUUUUGUAAUGCUCCAGUCAAAGUAAUCCUUUGAUGACAAGAAUGCUAGAGGGUCCAUAUAAUCUCUAAUUGUGCAUUUGUCUUAGCGCUUGCUAUGUUUGCAAAUAAACACUCUCAAAAAACAAUUUGCAGCUGGUGUUCAUUAGUCAUGGACCUUCGCAACAAUUUUCCUACAAUUGGAUACAUGAAAUUUGUUCUAAGUCAUUUCUUCUAUUAAUUUUAUAAGACUGAUUUAAAAAUACACCAUAAAAUUAAAGCCUAUCACAACAAAUCUACAUUGGCUGUUUAUGGUCAAGUACUGACACUUCAGUGUUUAAAUAGAUUGGCCCAUUUUGAUUUCUUAAAGUCAAGUUAAGUAACCUAAUAACUCAUGACAGAAAAAGGUCAAGUCCUCGUAACUUUCUCGUUACAGGCCUGGUCAGUUUGACCAAUCAUGUGACCCAAAGUUGACCUUUGUAGUUUACAUACUGUAACUUUUAAUAUUGUUUGUGAAUCUUCCCAUAUUUUUUCAAACUUUUAGAAAGCAUCAUGUCUUGUUGACAAAAAAUCAAAAUUUUUAAUUAUGUAUCUUAACUAAGCAUCUUAAUCAUGUUUAUAGAUACUACAAUGAAUGAAAAUCAGAGACAGUUUUCAUCUAUGCCUUAGAAACAGAGAGAAUUAAUAAGACAUAACAUUGAAACACAUUACUAGAAAGUAUGCAUUAUUGUUUGCAAUGCAAGUCGAAAAAGAUGGUCUGGACUGGCUGUAAAAAACCAUUUAUAUUUGUUAUCACAUAUUAUAGGCACCUUAACUUCUAGAUAAAUUAAAAAAGAAUUCAUACUAUAUUGGAAAAUUACUGUAGCAGAAAAACUUAGUUAAAUCUUAAUAGUUACUAAAAUUUACUGAAGUAAACCUGAAAAUGUGAUAAUGAAAGACUUGUAGUGAAAAAGGUUUUGUAAUAUAUUGAAGGAAAAUUAUAUGUGGUUGGAUUACAUUGGCUAAAAACUUCAGAAGGCUCGCACUAGUGAAAAUUGAAGUAGCUAUUGUAAAGAAUUGAUGCUACUAGCCCUUUCAAUGUUCAUCACAACUGGAAAAGUAAAAUAAUUCAGUGAGGAUUUGUUUAUACUAAGUCUGUUCUGGACUAGCAUUUUAAUUGAGAAUUGUUUAGUUCAAGAAAGAGUGACAAUUGAAGUAAAGAUCCUACAGGAGGUAAUGAAAAUACAAAGUAAUGUAAUGUGUACAGUUGAAAUAAGGUCCUUACAAG
Limulus polyphemus (Atlantic horseshoe crab) is the source of this 2652-nucleotide messenger RNA. RefSeq lists its product as uncharacterized. The record is from RefSeq and is a predicted model, not a curated record. NCBI's taxonomy places the organism in Eukaryota, Metazoa, Arthropoda, Merostomata, Xiphosura, Limulidae. The coding region runs from base 907 to 1311 and encodes 134 amino acids. The transcript is spliced from 4 exons.